This is a messenger RNA of Haemorhous mexicanus (house finch), 2163 nucleotides long. RefSeq names its product mitochondrial fission regulator 1 like (gene MTFR1L). The coding region runs from base 385 to 1356 and encodes 323 amino acids. Gene Ontology annotation, biological process: mitochondrial fission; aerobic respiration. Gene Ontology annotation, cellular component: mitochondrion. The transcript is spliced from 6 exons. Lineage: Eukaryota; Metazoa; Chordata; Aves; Passeriformes; Fringillidae. The record is from RefSeq and is a predicted model, not a curated record.
CCCUUCCCAGCCCCUGUCCCCGGGCAGGGAUCUGUCCCCUCCCUGCCACAGCCCAGAGGCUCGGUCUGAAGGGCUCAUCAGGGAUUUCAGGUGUGUCAGCAUGGGGCAGUGCUCAGGCACAGCGCACAGAAGAGCUCCAGCAAUAAUUCGAUUGUUGGGCGUGCUGUGGGCUCAGCUCUGUCACUGUGCUGUUCCCUGUGCAGGGCCUUGGCCGUUCCUGCCACGGGAGCUCUCGUGGGCAGAGCACUUCACCCUUUGGCUGCAGCUCAGAAGUGUCCUGGAGCUCUAAACCAGCUGCUCUGAGAACACUCUCCAGGGCUGCUCCUCGUGGCACUGGGCUGGGACAGGCACUGGAUAGAACUGUCACUUGCUGCCACCCAAGCCAUGCUCAGCCUUAUCCCAGGUCAGCUGGGACCACUGGAGGUCACCUGGGCCAGCCCCUCCUGGAGCAGGUUCCUCAGCACCACGUGCAGUAUCUCCAGGGAAGGAGACUCACAGCUGCCCUGGACCAUCCCCAUCUGGCAGAACAAGCCCCAUGGCUCAGCUCGCAGCGUGGUCAGGAUGAUCGGCUCCAACCUCCCCCUGAAGCCCUGUCCCAGGGCCACCUUCGAGGUUCUGCCAGGUGUCUCAGAUCUGUAUCUGGGCGAUGUGCCCCCCGUGCCCACCCUGGCUGACAUCGUGUGGAUCGCAGCGGACGAUGAGGAGACCUAUGCCAGGGUCAGAAGUGACACUCGCCCGCUGAAGCACAAGUGGAAGCCGAGUCCCUUCACGGUGAUCCAGAGAAACGCCUCGGUGCCCAACCUGAGGAAGCAGGAGGAGAAGCUGCUGGCCCUGAAGAAGCCUGGAUUGCCAGCCCUGAGCAGGACCACGGAGCUGCAGGAUGAGCUGAGCCACCUGCGGAGCCAGAUCGCCAAGAUCGUGGCUGCAGAGUCAGCCUCAGCCCAGCUGACCCCGGAUCUGUUAUCUCCAGGGAGCUCAAAUGCCUCCUCUCCCGUCCACUGCUUUGGGCCCUCUUUCCAGUCCACCACGUCCUUCGUGAUCAGCGACAUCACGGAGGAGGAGGCGGAGCUGGAGAGCCCCGAGGCGCCCUCGGUGGCCGAGCUGCCCCCGCUCUGCUCCGCCCCCGAGGGCCGGCCCGAGCCCCGCGACCCCGACGAGGAGGACUCCGUGUCCCUCUCCAAGGCCAGCAGCUUUGCUGACAUGAUGGGAAUUCUCAAAGACAUUCAUAGAAUGAAGCAGAGCAAAGACUUGAGCCGCCCUUCCCUGAAGCAGGAGGACCCGGCCGUGCUCAUUGCAGAGGUGCUCAGGAGGAAGUUUGCUCUCAAGGAUGAAGACCUGGCCCUGAAGGAGAAGUGAUGCUGCUGCCCUCAGCUCUGUCAGCAGUUUCUGCUCCCAAAAGCUCCUCCACAGUAGCUGCCUUCUCCCAAGGACGGAGCCUUUUGCCUCUUUUAUUAAUCAUGGUUUGUGCACGGACACUUGGUCAGGAAAUUGGAUUUGAUGUGUUUGCCAUGUGUUGUUCUAUUUAAGAAAAUCCUUUUUAAGAAGAUGGAAGCUCUUUCCCACCUGUGUUUUGGUGUUGGUGAGGAUCUCCUGGAGUGCUGCUGGAUUACCUGCACUUCCCUUAGGUCCCAGUUCAGCACUGAGCUGUAAGGACAGAACCAGUUCCCCUGCCCAGUCUGAACAGGACAAACCCCAGUUCUUUAUCUGAGUGUGGCACAGAGCUGCUGAGAGCGAGCUCCUGGCUGCUGCCAGCUCUCCAGGGCUGUGGGAUCAUGCUGGGAAAAGGGAUUUUAUUUCCCCAAACCCCCCUGGCUCGGGUCUGAGGGAUUUCCUGUGCCCUGGGUGUUCAUUCUCUCACAGAUCAGCCACAGUUGCAUGACAGAAUGGCCUUAAUUUCCUGCCAGCAAUUUACUGUCCCAUUCCAGUCCCUGUGCCCCCAGCCUGUGUUUUAUUUCACCUCCCCAGGGUCUGUUGAUUGACCUGGCACCCAUGCAAAGGGCCGAGCACCCCAGGCAGAGCAGGGCAGGAGCUUGGCCUUGGCUGUGGCUGCAGUUCCCCUCACUCAGAGCUCUCCCCAGCUCCACGCUCCCUGCAGUGCCCCCAUGGCUGUAUUUAAAAUGUGAUUUUUUUUUUUCCUUUCUAUAAAAUGGAGCCUUAAUAAGA